Molecule: messenger RNA, 915 nt
Organism: Neurospora tetraspora
Lineage: Eukaryota; Fungi; Ascomycota; Sordariomycetes; Sordariales; Sordariaceae
Product: Cut8 six-helix bundle-domain-containing protein
Exons: 2
Coding region: 1-915 (304 amino acids)
Biological process (GO): nuclear protein quality control by the ubiquitin-proteasome system; proteasome localization
Cellular component (GO): nucleus; nuclear membrane
Molecular function (GO): proteasome binding
Source: RefSeq, a predicted model, not a curated record
AUGAACGUGCUCCUAUCGCCGCAGCCGCCCUUCUUCCCUCAUCAACAGGAACCCUCUCGUCGCUCGCCCCCCAGAACAAUGUCGCACUAUACCAUGGCGUCCAGGAAAAGAAAAGCCGACGACGAUGACAACGAAAUGUCGGUCUCGCCGACCGGCUCGCCCGCAAUCAACUCGAGGCAGCUCUCGAGGCCGUCCAAGAAGGUCAGGGCUGGAAUCGAACUUGCAGGACGUCCGCUGCCUCUUCCCCGCCUACUCGAAACUCUCGACAAGUCGCAGCUGCGGGCUGUCCUGCAGAGGAUUUGCGAGCGUCAUCCAGACAUUGGACAUGAAGUGAUGACUUCAGCACCGCGGCCGUCAGUCAACGGGGCCCUCGAGGUUUUGGGCGAAUACCAGGACAAGCUACGGGCCGCCAUUCCUUUCGGCAACUCGAGUUCCGAAUACACCUAUUUCCGGGUCAAGCAGCCGCUCAUGGCGUUGGUGGAUGGUCUCGGCGAUUUCACCCCCCAGUUCCUGCCGCCGGUUGAGCAGCAAACGACCGUGUCGUUGGAGUACCUGAACCAUGCAACAAAGAUCAUUCACGACCUACCCGAUUUCGACAGCCAACAGUAUCGCCAUCACAAGGAUGGAGCGUACGACGAGAUAUCCAGAGCUUGGGCGUUGGUGAUUACAGAAGCGGCCAAGCGGGGAGGAGGCUUCCACUUGCACAACGGAAAAUGGGAUCAGGUUCUGGCUAAGCACAACCAGCAGUCCGGAGGAAAGCUAGAGCAGGCCAUGAACGCAAUGGUCAACGAAGUUGGAUGGAUCGGCGCGAACCCGAAUGCUCAUGGGCAGGGUUCUUCUUCGGAUCCCAACUCGAUACUCAACCAGCUCAUCAACGGCACAUAUGGCGCACCUGUCCAAGUUGGUCCCUUCUAG